Messenger RNA from Dichotomopilus funicola, 900 nucleotides. RefSeq lists its product as uncharacterized. The record is from RefSeq and is a predicted model, not a curated record. Bases 1 to 900 code for a protein of 299 amino acids. NCBI's taxonomy places the organism in Eukaryota, Fungi, Ascomycota, Sordariomycetes, Sordariales, Chaetomiaceae. The transcript has 2 exons. Gene Ontology annotation, molecular function: DNA binding.
AUGCAUGAUGGGCGUACUGCCCUGGGGGCCUUGCCCAAUGCCAUCAACUCGCCAAACGGUCUUCCCGCAGCCAAACAGUCAGCGAGCGCAAGCAAGAAGCGCAAGUCCACUGAGAGCCAUACGCCUAUUCCCCUGCCCUCCAUGAACAACUCUACGGGCCCGGCCGAUGUUCCUGCAGAGGAUGAGGACUGUGAUCAACUCCGCAGCAGGAUUAAUAAUUUCUUCGUGGCUAGCGGCAUGACCAAGACUGCAUUUGCGCGUGAGUUGGGCAUCGGCGUGUCGUCCCUGAGCACCUUCCUCGCGAAGGAGGGCCUGCACAACGGCGCCGGGUCAGUCGCCUAUCGCUCCGCGCGAGACUAUUUCCACAAACGCGGGCUUUCCGAGGCCGUGGCCGCCCCCAGUGCCAAGAAGGCCAAGACCAGCAACAACAGCAAGAACUCCUCGGGUCCCAGUAGUGCCGCUGCACCGUUCUCCAAAGGCAGCAGCACAGCAGUCAAAGUGGCGGCGGCUCAAGCCUACGAUGUCAGCAACGUCUACAUGGAUGGCCAGGAGGACGACGACGUGCCCGUCUUUGACACCUGUGACGAAAUUCGGCGCAAGAUCAAGGCACAUCUCAAGCGGCCUGGUGUCACACAAGCCCAGCUUUACCGGGAAAUCUACGGGCAGCUUUAUGGGCCCUCCCGGCCGGAUAAGCCCUUCGCGGGUGGGCAGAUGGCAAACUUCCUCAAGGCGAAGGGCCCGGCGGCGGGCGCCAAGUUGCCACUUUUUUACGGCGCCUAUGUGUAUUUUGAGAAAUUGCGGGUGAAGGAAGGCAAGCCUAAGUCAAAACAUCGGCUGGGCAUGGAAGAGGAGUGGGGCCGUAAUGGCAUGGAGCUGUCGUAUGAUCAGCGGACUCCGUAA